Cicer arietinum (chickpea) is the source of this 2496-nucleotide messenger RNA. Its product is annotated as L-type lectin-domain containing receptor kinase IX.1-like. NCBI's taxonomy places the organism in Eukaryota, Viridiplantae, Streptophyta, Magnoliopsida, Fabales, Fabaceae. Gene Ontology annotation, biological process: protein phosphorylation. Gene Ontology annotation, molecular function: carbohydrate binding; protein kinase activity; ATP binding. The record is from RefSeq and is a predicted model, not a curated record.
AGAUACAUUUGUUUCAGUAACAAUAAGUCCAACUGACUUAACUUCAACAAAAAAAAGUUCAAAGAGCCUCAAGCGCAAGAACAUGUUCAAUCAGUUUCAGCACUACAUUCUCAUAUAUUUAAUUAAAUUAUUGACACUUGUUUAUAUUUAAGACGAAAUAUUCACUCGCAUGAUGGUUACUACUUACUACUAGCACAUCAUUUUAUUCAUAAAAAAAACCAUAGUAGCAGCCAUUCUAAAAAAUUUCAGUUGUACAAAACAAUAAACCAAACAGCCAUGUCGGAUUCUCCUUCAUCUUGUUCCUCCUCCAACAACAUCAUUAACUUCUCCAAAACCCUUCUUCUUCAUUUUCUAGUACUCUUCCUCCUCACACUUUUUUCCCUCCCAAAAACAAGCUCACUUUCCUUCAACAUAACAAACUUCGACGACCAAACCGUCGCAAAAAACAUGCUAUACGAAGGUGACGGAAAAUCCACAAACGGUUCCAUUGACUUAAACAAAGUAAGUUACCUUUUCCGCGUAGGAAGAGCAAUCUAUUCACAACCAUUACACUUAUACGACAACACAACCAACACUCUCACCGAUUUCACAACCCGUUUUACCUUCACAAUUGAUAAACUAAACGACACGUCGUUUGGCGAUGGUUUCGCUUUUUACUUAGCACCUUUAGGUUACCAAAUUCCACCCAAUUCAGCUGGGGGUGUUUUUGGUCUUUUCAAUGCUACAACAAAUAGUGAUCUUCUUAUCAACCAUGUUGUUGCUGUUGAGUUUGAUACUUUUGUUGGGUCAACUGACCCACCAAUGAAACAUGUUGGUAUUGAUGAUAAUGCUUUGACUUCUGUUGCUUUUGGGAAAUUUGAUAUUGAUAAUAAUCUUGGUAGAUUGUGUUAUGUUUUGAUUGAUUAUAGUUCUAGGACUAAGAUUUUGGAAGUUUUUUGGUCUUUUAAGAGGAGGAUUGUGAAAGGUGAUAGUGAUUUUGCUGAUUUGGUACGAAAUUCGAGUAUUUCGUAUCGAAUUGAUCUUAUGGAGAAGCUACCUGAAUUUGUGAAUGUUGGAUUUUCGGCUUCAACGGGGCUUUCGACUGAGAGUAAUGUUAUUCAUAGUUGGGAGUUUAGUUCGAGUUUGAAUUCGAGUGUGGAUUUGUUCGAGGGAAAUGAAGGAAAAGGGAUGAAGAAAAAGAAGUUGAAUGUGGUUGUGAUUGUGGUUGCAGUGGUUGUUCCUGUUAUUUUGGUAUUUUUUAUAGCAGGUGUUGUUGGUUGGAUGAUAUUGAAGAGGAAAAGAAAGAAUUUUGAUGAUGGGUUGGAUGAAUAUGGAGGACCCGUUUCGGCGAAAUUCGAUUUGGAUAAAGGGACUAUACCGAGAAGAUUCGAGUAUAGUGAACUAGUUGCAGCUACUAAUGGUUUUUCUGAUGAUAGAAUGCUUGGAAGAGGUGGUUAUGGACAAGUUUACAAAGGUGUUUUGAGUUAUCUAGGAAGAGUUGUUGCUGUCAAGAGGAUUUUUGCUGAUUUUGAGGAUUCAGAAAGAGUUUUCAUCAAUGAGGUUAGGAUCAUAAGCCGUUUGAUACAUAGAAACUUGGUUCAAUUCAUAGGUUGGUGUCAUGAACAAGGUGAGUUUCUAUUGGUUUUUGAGUACAUGCCUAAUGGAAGCCUUGACACACAUUUAUUUGGUGACAAGAAAAGUUUGGUUUGGGAUGUUAGAUACAAAAUUGCAUUAGGUGUAGCAAAUGCACUUCGUUACCUUCAUGAUGAUGCAGAACAAUGUGUUCUUCACAGAGACAUAAAAUCAGGUAAUGUGUUGUUGGACACUGAUUUCAGCACGAAGCUCGGUGAUUUCGGUAUGGCGAAGCUGGUUGAUCCAAUGUUAAGGACACAAAGAACAGGUGUAGUUGGAACUUAUGGUUAUUUAGCACCUGAAUACAUCAAUGGAGGAAGGGCUAGUAAAGAAUCUGAUAUGUAUAGUUUUGGAAUUGUGGCUUUAGAACUUGCAACUGGUAGAAGGAUUUUUCAAGAGGGUGAGUUUCAUGUGCCUUUGAUGAAUUGGUGUUGGGGACUUUAUGUUGAAGGGAAUCUUAUGAGUGCUGCUGAUGAAAGAUUGAAUCAAAUGUUUGAUGUUAGUGAAAUGAAGAGUUUGCUUAUUGUAGGGUUAUGGUGUACUCAUUCAAAUGAUAAAGAAAGGCCUAAGGCUUAUGAAGUGAUUAAGGUUCUUCAACUUGAAAUGGCAUUACCUGAACUACCACUUGAUAUGCAUGAUCGUGUUCCUCCUAUUGUAACUUUUAGACAAUCUACUAAUUGUGUUUCUUUGUCACCACAUAUGACUAAUAGUCUUGUUAGUGUUGGACGUUAGUUAGUUGUAUUGAAUUUGUAUGUAUGUUUUGAUUGUAGCUAUUUUUUUUUUUUUUUUUGAAUUGAAUUCAUUCUAUUUCUAUGUAUUUGAUUUCUUUAUGUGAUAUAUUGUUUGAUAACUUCGGUAUUUAGAUGAAGUAAUUUGGUUAAUCCU